This is a messenger RNA of Trichosporon asahii var. asahii CBS 2479, 486 nucleotides long. RefSeq lists its product as uncharacterized. NCBI's taxonomy places the organism in Eukaryota, Fungi, Basidiomycota, Tremellomycetes, Trichosporonales, Trichosporonaceae. The coding region runs from base 1 to 486 and encodes 161 amino acids. The record is from RefSeq and is a predicted model, not a curated record. The transcript has a single exon.
AUGCCGUCCGUCUUCCAGCCACCAUCUCCCGCCGACCCCAUCGUCUGCCACGUUGACAUUGAAGUCGUUACCCCUGAAUACCUCAUUGGCGAGUCCGACAGCGAGACCAUGGCAGCCGAUGCCGAGGACAUACACGACCUGAAGGAGUACUCGCGGCGCCGCUUCGCCCUGCAGACGCGGAAGAACGUCGUGUCGUGGGAGCUGAACAACAUCCUCCGCGAAAUCGAGGACACGGAGCGCUACAUCGCCAAGCUGCGGCGCGAGCUCGCCCGCCUAGAUCCCAGCGACGACUCGGGACACACUCUCGCGCACCUCGACUUUUUCACGAAGGAGCUCGUCGAGCAGCGCAAGGAGCUGAAGGAGCUUGACGCCAAGCGCCAGACACUCGAGGUUUUGCUGCAAGACAUCUUCGCGCGGGCCAGAGUUCUUCAAGAACGCCGUGCCAGCCUCACCGCCAGCGCCUCCGACGAUGCCGUCCCAUCAUAA